AAAACAAAAUAUUCUAAAAUAUGAAGUAAUAAUAAUUACAAAGACUUCAGCCUCCUUCCCUCUUUCGCUGGUGUCCUCUUAUCCUGCGCACCCCUUCCAGCUUAGCCUGCGCCGCGCUUCCUCUGCCGGAUUUGGAGCUCUCAGAUCUCUCUCUCUCUCUCUCUCUCUCCACACACUCACUGACAGACACCCCAGACAAGAUUAGUCUCUUGUAAUUAGUUUACAACAACAGCAAGCAGCACCGGCGUCUCCUUUUAUUUUUCUCUAGUUUUUCAUUCCUUCAGGAAUCAUGAGCUGCUUCGGCUGUUGCGAAGACGAUGGUAUGCAUAAAGCGAACGACCAUGGAGGUCAAUACACGGUGAAAAAUCCGGCAGGAAAUGAGGGAAGUCAUCAUGCUUCAGGAACUGCACCCAGAGGAUCUCAACCCGUAAGGGUCCAGCCCAUCGAAGUUCCUACGAUACCAAUAGAUGAACUAAAGGAGAUUACAGAAGGCUUUGGGACCAGUGCUUUGAUCGGAGAGGGUUCAUAUGGAAGAGUAUACUACGGGUUGCUUAAAAGUGGGCAGCCUGCAGCAAUCAAGAAGUUGGAUGCCAGCAAACAACCUGAUGAGGAAUUUCUGGCGCAGGUUUCUAUGGUGUCAAGGCUGAAACACGACCAUUUUGUUCAACUACUUGGUUACUGCGUUGAUGGGGUUUCACGUGUUCUUGCCUAUGAGUUUGCAUCUAAUGGAUCUCUUCAUGAUAUUCUGCACGGAAGGAAAGGUGUUAAAGGGGCACAGCCUGGUCCAGUUUUGUCGUGGGUGCAACGUGUGAAAAUUGCCGUGGGUGCUGCAAAAGGGCUUGAGUAUUUGCACGAAAAAGCUGAUCCCCACAUCAUUCAUCGCGACAUCAAAUCGAGCAAUGUACUAAUAUUUGAUGAUGAUGUUGCUAAGAUUGCGGACUUUGAUUUGUCCAAUCAAGCUCCUGAUAAUGCAGCACGUCUUCACUCCACUCGCGUGCUAGGAACUUUUGGUUAUCAUGCCCCUGAAUAUGCAAUGACUGGACAGUUGAAUGCCAAGAGUGAUGUUUACAGUUUUGGUGUUGUCCUGCUUGAGCUUUUGACUGGACGAAAACCUGUUGAUCAUACACUACCACGGGGGCAGCAGAGUCUAGUAACAUGGGCUACACCAAAACUUAGUGAAGACAAAGUUAGGCAGUGCAUUGAUUCAAGACUAGGAGGAGAGUACCCACCAAAGGCGGUUGCAAAGAUGGCUGCAGUUGCCGCCCUGUGCGUGCAAUAUGAGGCCGAUUUCCGCCCAAACAUGAGCAUUGUUGUCAAAGCCCUCCAACCCCUGUUAAAUGCUCGGCAUGGACCCGCCGGUGAAUCACCAAACUUGUGAAUCUCCCGAUCUCCGUGUCUCUCUCUUUGCCUCUAUAGGUGUGUCAUGUGUGCAUGUAUGAGUAAAUCAGCAUGCAAUUAUUGUAACAAAGGCAUUGUGUUCUGAGGGUGGUGGUAUAUUGUUUGCACAAUGUUCUAUAUGCUUGAUUUUCUUCUUUUUUCCUCUUUUCGAAAGUUGUGUACCAUAUUGCUUCAUUAUUUGCGGUGUAUUUGAUUUGUUCAUAAUGCAAGGGGGUCUUUUUCUCUUA
This is a messenger RNA of Pyrus x bretschneideri (Chinese white pear), 1625 nucleotides long. Its product is annotated as pto-interacting protein 1. Gene Ontology annotation, molecular function: protein kinase activity; ATP binding. The transcript has 8 exons. The record is from RefSeq and is a predicted model, not a curated record. Bases 290 to 1378 code for a protein of 362 amino acids. Lineage: Eukaryota; Viridiplantae; Streptophyta; Magnoliopsida; Rosales; Rosaceae. Gene Ontology annotation, biological process: protein phosphorylation.